UUAUUCGCUUUGCUACAAACGGUCACAUCGUGAUUAUUGUGCUGCUCCUCCAGACUUUUACAUAAUCUUGGGUUUGCGCUUUAAAAUUCUGUGUAACUAUUGCUUAGGACGUUAUUCAGAAUGUCGUUCACACAACUGGCACGUAGCUGCGGCCGCUUGGCUGCCUUGAGCACAGUUCGCAUCGCCAGCGGUGCUCAGACACAAGCUGCUAGGAUGAUGCAUCUUCAGCGGAUCACCAUGCCGGCCAUGGUCUCGCAGGUAUCUUCUCAAAAGCUCAUAGUGCGCUGCUUCUCAGCUCGGAAUACCAUGGAGGAGAUUCAGCAUCGCGUUUUGAAAGUCGUUUGCGCUUACGAUAAAGACAGCAGAUGUCGCUGGCAAACGCAAGCGGUGCGCAGUUACUCGGCGAAGCCGCCACUGUCGCUGAAGCUGAUCAACGAGCGUGUCUUGCUUGUGUUGAAGUUGUACGAUAAGAUCGACCCUAGCAAGCUCAAUGUGAACUCACAUUUUAUUAAUGACCUGGGCUUGGAUUCGCUGGACCACGUUGAAGUUAUCAUGGCCAUGGAGGAUGAGUUUGGCUUUGAGAUUCCAGACUCUGAUGCUGAGAAGCUGCUGAAACCUGCCGACAUUAUCAAAUACGUCGCCGACAAGGAGGAUGUGUAUGAAUAAAUGUAGUGCAUAACCAUGAAAAGAUUACAUUAAUUUUAAAUAAUUACGUCAAAUUUAAUUUGAACAACAGAAAGUUUAAAUAAAAACGUUACAACAAUUU
This is a messenger RNA of Drosophila busckii, 766 nucleotides long. It is a transcript of the gene ND-ACP, whose product is annotated as acyl carrier protein, mitochondrial. Bases 121 to 666 code for a protein of 181 amino acids. The transcript is spliced from 5 exons. Gene Ontology annotation, molecular function: acyl binding; acyl carrier activity. Gene Ontology annotation, biological process: fatty acid biosynthetic process. The record is from RefSeq and is a predicted model, not a curated record. Gene Ontology annotation, cellular component: mitochondrion. Lineage: Eukaryota; Metazoa; Arthropoda; Insecta; Diptera; Drosophilidae.